Molecule: messenger RNA, 6647 nt
Organism: Oncorhynchus tshawytscha (Chinook salmon)
Lineage: Eukaryota; Metazoa; Chordata; Actinopteri; Salmoniformes; Salmonidae
Product: calcium-activated potassium channel subunit alpha-1
Exons: 31
Coding region: 676-4416 (1246 amino acids)
Biological process (GO): transmembrane transport; potassium ion transport
Cellular component (GO): postsynaptic membrane
Molecular function (GO): large conductance calcium-activated potassium channel activity
Source: RefSeq, a predicted model, not a curated record
CAGAUCUGACCCGGUAGCCGCAUAUCAGCUGGCCGCCGCUGAAGCAAGAAGAGGACAACAAACCUAUGGAAAGCGUUAUCGCAAAUCUUUUCUGAAAGGGAAUAAAUGAGAAAAUCGCGGUUAUAAAGAGAGGAAGUAGUCUUCAACAGCUAGCGAGAGCGCUAAAUGUACCAGAAGUAACGGACCUGGUUCUCAACAAGGUGGAGUUUUGUGAGCGAGGGCUACCCAUCGAUUGCGCUUUACGCUAUUCGGUUACCAGAUGCAGGAACCUGAUCGACAGGUUGCGCGAAGAUAAGAGCUGCCUUUUUCUGGAAGUAUUAAACCGUUACACCAGAACAAACAAGCAAAGAAGAACAGUAAUUGGAUUUCCUAUAUGGAAUUAAAUGAAAGAGUUUUAAAGAAAUAUCAGAUUUUUUUUUUUUUUUACACACAAUUCGCAUUUAGAUAUGUCUUCUUUAACGAUGUGUGAAUGACUGCUGUAUAUGGAACGAACACAUCCUGUCAUUUGAAGUGAAGUUUGUGCGUAACAGGUCGCUGAGAACACAACAUUUACAUAGAAGAAGGACUGAUGAAAACGAACCGGGCAGAGUAGAGGAAGAAGAAGGUAGUUAGUUUAAGCAAUAUGGCUGAAUUGUGGGGUAGGGGACACUGUCUGGAACUACUCAAAGAGUCUGGAUGCUAGUUAUAGGACAUGGCAACAUAUCCCUGGGCAUCGGUAGCCUCAGAAUAAUGCCUAAAGGUAAACAUAGUUACUAUCCGGACUCUCCCUCUAUCCGCAUAUCCAAGAUGGAUGUGAUCAUCCCGUUCUCCCCAGAUGUGCCCUGUGAUAGCAACGGGCAGCGCAUGUGGUGGGCUUUCCUUGCCUCCUCCAUGGUUACGUUCUUUGGGGGUCUCUUCAUCAUUCUGCUCUGGAGAUCUCUCAACUACCUGUGGACCGUCUGCUGCCACUGUAAUACCAAAAAAAAGAAUGUUCAUCGGGUCCAUCACCCUAUCUCCCAUGGGGAUGGCGUCAAGCACACCAAGGAGACGGUGGCUGCACUCAGCGAGGUGGGCUGGAUGACCUCCGUAAAAGAUUGGGCCGGGGUCAUGAUAUCAGCCCAGACACUGACGGGCAGAGUCCUGGUGGUGCUUGUCUUUGCCCUCAGCAUCGGAGCCCUUGUAAUAUACUUCAUCGAUUCCUCUGACCCCAUCGAGUCCUGUCAGAACUUCUACAAAGACUUCACGCUACAGAUCGACAUGGCUUUCAACGUCUUCUUCCUCUUGUACUUUGGUCUACGGUUCAUAGCGGCCAAUGACAAGCUGUGGUUCUGGCUGGAGGUGAACUCGGUGGUGGACUUCUUCACUGUUCCCCCGGUGUUCGUGUCCGUCUAUCUCAACAGGAGCUGGCUUGGCUUACGGUUUUUAAGGGCCUUAAGAUUGAUACAGUUCUCAGAAAUCUUACAGUUUUUGAAUAUAUUAAAAACAAGCAAUUCCAUAAAACUGGUGAACUUGUGUUCAAUCUUCAUAAGCACAUGGCUAACAGCUGCAGGCUUCAUACAUUUGGUGGAAAACUCAGGGGAUCCUUGGGAAAACUUCCAAAAUUCCCAGUCACUUUCCUACUGGGAAUGUGUCUACUUACUGAUGGUUACCAUGUCCACUGUGGGCUAUGGAGACGUGUAUGCCAAAACUACCCUGGGACGACUUUUCAUGGUGUUCUUCAUCCUCGGUGGUUUGGCCAUGUUUGCGAGCUACGUCCCUGAAAUCAUAGAGUUAAUAGGAAACCGCAAGAAAUAUGGUGGUUCCUAUAGUGCUGUUAAUGGGAGAAAGCACAUCGUGGUCUGUGGUCAUAUUACCCUUGAAAGUGUGUCCAACUUCCUUAAAGACUUCCUACACAAGGACAGGGAUGAUGUCAAUGUAGAAAUUGUUUUUCUCCAUAAUAUUUCCCCUAAUCUUGAGCUGGAAGCCUUGUUCAAGCGGCACUUCACCCAGGUGGAGUUCUACCAGGGAUCUGUUCUCAACCCACACGACCUGGCCAGAGUCAAGAUAGAGUCAGCAGAUGCCUGUUUGAUCCUAGCUAAUAAAUACUGUGCAGACCCUGAUGCUGAGGAUGCUUCCAACAUCAUGAGGGUGAUAUCCAUCAAGAACUACCACCCGAAGAUCAGAAUCAUUACCCAGAUGUUGCAGUACCACAACAAGGCCCACCUUUUGAACAUUCCCAGUUGGAACUGGAAGGAGGGUGACGAUGCCAUUUGCCUUGCUGAGCUGAAGCUUGGCUUCAUCGCACAGAGUUGUCUGGCUCAGGGCCUCUCCACCAUGCUGGCCAACCUCUUCUCCAUGAGGUCCUUUAUCAAGAUUGAAGAGGACACGUGGCAGAAGUAUUAUCUGGAAGGAGUAGCCAAUGAAAUGUAUACUGAGUACCUGUCUAGUGCCUUUGUGGGCUUAUCCUUCCCCACCAUUUGUGAACUCUGCUAUGUGAAGCUAAAGCUGCUACUGAUCGCUAUCGAGUACAAGUCUGAUAUACGGGAAAGCAGCACUCUCAUCAACCCCGGGAACCAUGUGAAGAUGCAGGAAGGUACCUUGGGGUUCUUUAUCGCCAGCGAUGCCAAAGAAGUUAAGAGGGCACUUUUCUACUGCAAAGCUUGCCACGAUGACAUCACAGAUCCUAAAAGGAUAAAGAAAUGUGGAUGCAAACGAUCAAAAAAUAACUAUAACGGAUAUAUCAAAUCAAUGGAAGAAGAGCAGCAGUCAGCUGUUUCGCCUAAAAAGAAACAAGGCAAUGGAAACACAAGGAACUCACCCAACGGUUCACCAAAAAUGAUGAGGCAUGACCCUCUCCUCAUGCCGGGGAACGAACAGAUUGAGAACAUGGAUGUAAACGUGAAGAAGUACGACUCCACAGGGAUGUUCCACUGGUGCCAGUCCAAAGACAUCGAGAAGGUCAUCUUGACCCGGAGCGAAGCUGCCAUGACUGUUCUAAGCGGCCACGUGGUCGUCUGUAUAUUUGGAGACGCAAAGUCGGCUUUGGUGGGCCUUAGGAACCUUGUGAUGCCUCUGAGAGCUAGCAACUUCCACUACCACGAGCUGAAACCCAUCGUGUUUGUGGGUUCUCUGGAGUACCUGAAGAGGGAAUGGGAGACCCUUCACAACUUCCCCAAAGUCUCCAUCUUACCUGGCACACCAUUGAGCCGGGCCGAUCUGAGGGCCGUCAAUAUCAACCUCUGUGACAUGUGUGUCAUCCUGUCGGCCAAUCAGAGCAAUAUCGACGACGCUUCACUGCAGGACAAGGAAUGUAUCCUGGCGUCACUCAACAUCAAGUCUAUGCAGUUUGACGACAGCAUCGGGGUGUUGCAGGCUACCUCCCAAGGCUUUACCCUGCCAGGCAUGGACAGGUCUUCUCCUGAAAACAGUCCAGUUCACGGGGGGUUGGUCCGACAGGCUUCCAUCACAACAGGAGCCAAUGUCCCCAUCAUCACUGAACUAGCACCGUUAGUAAAAGCAGCAGGCAAAGUCCUACCUGUGAUUUCAUUCAGUCAGGAUACAAGCAGUGGGAUCAACAUACACAUAAUAACAGAACUGGUGAAUGACUCCAAUGUUCAGUUCCUGGACCAGGAUGACGACGACGACCCUGACACAGAGUUGUACCUCACUCAGCCCUUCGCCUGUGGGACGGCUUUCGCAGUGAGCGUGCUGGAUUCCCUGAUGAGUGCUACAUACUUCAAUGAUAAUAUCCUCACCCUGAUCCGGACGCUGGUAACAGGGGGGGCCACCCCGGAGCUGGAGGGUCUGUUGGCGGAGGAGAACGCAUUACGAGGAGGCUACAGCACGCCGCAGACCCUCGCUAACCGGGACAGGUGUCGUGUUGCACAGUUAGCCUUGUACGACGGGCCUUUCGCUGACUUGGGGGAUGGUGGUUGCUACGGUGACUUGUUUUGUAAAGCGUUAAAAACAUACAACAUGCUUUGCUUCGGAAUUUACCGAUUGAGGGACGCCCAUCUAAACACACAAAGUCAUACAAGUCAAUGCACUAAACGAUAUGUAAUAACCAACCCACCGUAUGGUUUUGAGCUGGUGCCAUCAGACCUGAUCUUCUGCCUGAUGCAGUUUGACCACAACGCGGGUCAGUCCCAGGCCAGCCUCACCCAUAGCUCCCACUCCUCCCAUUCCUCCAGCAAAAAGAGCUCCUCCGUCCAUUCUAUCCCCACCACCAACCGCACCAACCGCGCCAAGAGCAGGGACUCACGGGAUAAACAAAAGAUGAAUAGAAUGGGCCAAGAAAAGACAUGCUUUAUAGAUGAGCCUGAGAACGCAGCCUACCCCAGGAAGUCACACUCUAGUCACACAGCCAACCACCAGGUCAACCACCAGGUUAACCAGAACCCUUACAAAUCCACCAACAACCUCAUCCCGUCCAUCAGAGAGGUGGAGGGCGAAUACUGAACUACAGAACCCAAUGUUGAGACCUACCGUACAACCCACCUGGAGAACACCUGGAACUAGAGCCCAAGAACAGCUAGAACCCACCUACAGAACACCUGGAACUAGAACCCCAAAACAGCUAGAACCCACCUACAGAACACCUGGAACUAGAACACAAGAACAGCUAGAACCCACCUACAGAACACCUGGAACUAGAACACAAGAACAGCUAGAACCCACUUACAGAACACCUGGAACUAGAACCCAAGAACAGCUAGAUCCCAACUAGAGAACGCAUGGAACUAGAACACAAGAACAGCUAGAACCCACCUACAGAACACCUGGAACUAGAACACAAGAACAGCUAGAACCCACUUACAGAACACCUGGAACUAGAACCCAAGAACAGCUAGAACCCAACUAGAGAACGCAUGGAACUAGAACACAAAAACAGCUAGAACCCACCUAGAGAAUGCAUGGAACUCCACCCUGAUCCAGUGGAACUGGAAUCUGAAGAACAAUUUAAAGCUAGGAUCCUUAGUUGCUACAUCAAUUUAUGGACUUAUAAAUGAAUGAUCAAAACAUCAAUGCUGCAUAAUAAACCUCAUGGAAAGGUGCGUAUGUACAGUAGCUACAGUAACAUCAUAUCAACAGGCUUCUUGACAUGUUUAAUACAUAUGAAUAUGUAAAUGAAGUAAUAGACAUUUAAAUAAAAUCAGAUGUCAAUCAGAUGUACAAGGCAGUCAGUCACUAAUGCUAACACUGUAGUUUACACAGCCAGUUCCAUAGUGACCAGACUCCAUCAGUUGAACCAUUUUGGAGAAUGAGGGUCGCUUCAGUCAGAGUAGCAAAGCAACGCAAUGCCAGAUAACAUAUGAUGAAACAUUAUAAUAGAGUGUUAUCAAACUGGACUGAUUAUUUGCCAAUAAAAACCAUAUAUACGCUGUUGACUGUCAUUUGUACAAUGACAUUUCAAGACUGACACGUAUCGACCGAUGUAUCCAGGAUUGGAUAGUCAUACUGCUUCCAUGGGGUUUUUGGCAAACCUGGUAAGAUUCAAUACAAAACAAUGCUAUAUGAUAUGACGGUCUUUUCUGUUAAACGCAGUCCCACACCAAUUAUAUUAUUUAGCGGAUCGUUUGUGGACCGUCAUUGGGAUGAGAGUAAAAUCACCAUCUAUAUUUGUGGUUGAUAGUCAGAGUUCAUGUCAGAAUGGUACAUGGUAUUGUACUGGCCCCAGCCUUAUUUCGAUUGGCCAGUUUGUUUGAGUGACAGUAUGUAUAUCAAAUCCCAAACAACCUGCAAAUGUUAAAUAUAUAGGCAAUGUGUGAUGUGGAUGGAAUGACACUGGAAAUACAUUUAAAAAACACAUUCUCUAUUCAUUUGGCACGUUUGACCUGUCAUUAUAAUGCCAUUGCUAUAACCCAAAUGUGAGCUGUUUCCGAGGAGACACUGGAGGAUGUUGAGUAACGUUAGCAAUCUGAGCAGCAAAUAAGAUACAUAUUAAUGACCUUAAUAGGUUUGCCUAUUCGAUUAGGUUAUACUGUAUAACCCUACCUAUAUAACCCUAUCAAUACCUUAUUGACUUUGAUAGGCCUACCUGAAACCAAAAGGGUGGGUUAUAUACUGUAAAAUGAUGAUAACAUCAUAUCACCAAGGAUGAGGUGAAAGAUCGAGCAUGCCACAUGCCACAAGUGGGCAUAAAUACCUGUAGCUCCAGUCCCAUUGCAACUCUCUCUUAGUACAGUAGAGGAGUUCUCACUAACGCCCUGGACCAGAGCUAAUGCACCUAUCUAUACCUGUAGACAGGUCCUCCUUUGGCUAUAAGCACUGCCUGCCACUGGCCUGCCUGGCACUGGCCUGCCUGGCACUGGCCUGCCUACCUGCCUGGCACUGGCCUGCCUACCACUGGCCUACCUGGCGCUGGCCUGCCUACCACUGGCCUGGCAUGGAGGCACCGGAGAAGCUUGGAUGUUCUCCAUGACCAGUCCCAGCGCUGUACCCAGACAGUCGAAGACCAGUCACAGCUCUGUACUCAGACAGUAGAAGACCAGUCACAGCUCUGUACUCAGACAGUAGAAGACCAGUCCCCACGCUGUACUCAGACAGUAGAAGACCAGUCCCAACGUUGUACUCAGACAGUAGAAGACCAGUCCCAACUCUGUACUCAGACAAUAGAAGACCAGUCCCAACUCUGUAUUCAGACAGUAGAAGACCAGUCCCCACUCUGUACUCAGACAGUAGAAGACCAG